This is a messenger RNA of Equus caballus (horse), 1309 nucleotides long. The record is from RefSeq and is a predicted model, not a curated record. Lineage: Eukaryota; Metazoa; Chordata; Mammalia; Perissodactyla; Equidae.
GGCUGGGAGCGCGGCGGGCGAGCGGGCCUGGAGUUGCAGCCCGGCCCGGAGGAGCCAGGCGUGGUCGGGAACGGCGUGCACGGUCGCUCACCAGCUCCACCUCGCCGGUCCCGAGUCCAGCUAAUUAACUAGCUUCCGUCAUUCAUCAACAUGCGUCUAUUGGGCAUCUCGCGAGCUCCAGGCCACGUGCCGGCGCCGGGAUGCACCCACCGGGGGGCGGCCGCGCCCGGGGCUCGAACGAAUGCGGGGGGCCCUAGCCAGCCCCGGGGGGAGUCACGGGGAGCCCGAGGCGGCCGUGUUUAUUGGGAGAUCGGGGCGUUUUCACAGACAUGGACACUUGGGCCCGGAGGAGGCGAGGGGCACCCACUCGGCCACUCCGGCCGCACCGCGGGGUCUUGGCCCUCGCAGGGACGCAGGCCGACCACGGAGGGGAACGCUGGCGGGGACGUGCCUGCGGCGGAGGAGAUCCCGCGGUGCCGGCCGCAGGCCAAGGAGAGGCCGCCGCGCAGCGCGAGGCUUCUGGGAACUUGGCAGACACAGAUUAGAGACACCCGCCGGCGAGCUUCGUUGUUGUCCUUCUGGGAUCUCGUUCCCAUGAGAGCAGAACCUCUGCGAAAGAAGAAGAAGGUAGAUCCUAAAAAAGACCAAGCAGUAAAGGACCGUUUGAAAAAGAGGAUCCGACGACUGGAAAAGGCUAGCCAGGAGCUAAUUCCCAUUGAAGAUUUUAUUACACCUGUGAAGUUCUUGGAUCAAGCACGUUCCAUCUGUGAUUGGCAAUGGGAGGCUUGCGUCAUAUGUGACUACCGAGACUCUCUGGCCAGGAAGGUCAGUGCUCCCCAGCUUCCCACCUUUGGAUUUGUGUGUUCCCAGACAGCGGCCUCACACAGAGCUCCCCUUUGAGGAAGGCGAGCGGAGAGCUCUGCUCCUGAAGAAGUGGUCCCUGUACAAGCAGCGAGAGCAUGAGAUGGAGAGGGACACCAUCAGGUCCAUGCUUGAGGCCCAGCAGGAAGCUCUGCAGGAGCUACAACUCAUGUCCCCAGAGCUCCAUGAGGAGGCCAUCAAGCGGGACCCCUGUCUGUUCCCCUUUGAGAGAGAAGGGCCAGAUUACACGCCACCGGUCUCCAACUACCAGCCCCCUGAAGGCAGGUACCAGGACAUCACCAAGGUAUACACACAGGUGGAGUUCAAGAGAUAGAGCUGCAGGCAGCCGUCCACAGAACACAUUGCCCCUGAGAGCCAGACGGACCCAGGCUCCAGCCUGCCUGUCACAGAAUCAGGCAUGCUGUGAAUAAAUAUAAGUUUAAUCAAG